Molecule: messenger RNA, 2441 nt
Organism: Oncorhynchus gorbuscha (pink salmon)
Lineage: Eukaryota; Metazoa; Chordata; Actinopteri; Salmoniformes; Salmonidae
Product: UDP-xylose and UDP-N-acetylglucosamine transporter
Exons: 10
Coding region: 143-1144 (333 amino acids)
Biological process (GO): transmembrane transport
Cellular component (GO): endoplasmic reticulum membrane; Golgi membrane
Molecular function (GO): UDP-N-acetylglucosamine transmembrane transporter activity; UDP-xylose transmembrane transporter activity
Source: RefSeq, a predicted model, not a curated record
AUACCCAUGCGUACCAAUUUAUUUAUCUAGCUUUAUCUCGGACAGGAAUCAGUGUUUACACAAUGUCCUCGUUAGAAAUACUCUUGAACAAGUAACGUAUAUCAUUUUCGACAAAAGUUUUUUUUUACCGAUAACUGCAAACAUGAACACCAUUUUUGCAGUACUUCUUGUUUUUGUUGGGUGCUGCAGCAAUGUUGUGUUUCUGGAACUACUUGUAAGAACGUUUCCAGGAUGUGGCAACAUUGUGACCUUUGCUCAAUUUGCCUUCAUUGCAUUGGAAGGGUUCAUCUUCGAGACGAACUUUGGAAGAAAGAAACCAGCUAUUCCAAUGAGCAACUAUGUGAUCAUGGUGACCAUGUUCUUCACUGUCAGUGUGAUCAACAACUAUGCCCUCAACUUCAAUAUCGCUAUGCCUCUGCACAUGAUCUUCAGAUCUGGAUCAUUAAUAGCUAAUAUGAUCCUGGGUAUAAUAAUUCUGAAGAAAAGGUAUUCAAUGAGUAAAUAUCUCUCCAUAGCGAUGGUGUCUCUGGGUAUCUUCAUAUGCACCAUUAUGUCCGCCAGACAAGUGAACACAGGGGCCGAGGGCUCAGAGGACCAAGAUGUUUAUGCCUUCCUGCACUGGCUGCUAGGGAUCGCCAUGUUGACCUUUGCUCUGCUCAUGUCUGCGAGAAUGGGCAUUUUCCAGGAGACCCUGUACAAGCAGUAUGGCAAACACUCCAAGGAGGCUCUCUUCUACAACCACUGCUUGCCUCUUCCUGGGUUCCUGCUUCUGUCCUCGGAUAUCUACAACCAUGGUGUCCUCUUCAGUCAAAGCACUCCUGUAGAGGUUCCUGUGAUUGGCCAGGCUGUUCCAGUGAUGUGGCUAUACCUGCUGAUUAAUGUAAUCACACAAUACGUGUGUAUCCGCGGCGUGUUCAUCCUGACCACAGAGUGUGCCUCUCUCACUGUGACCCUGGUGGUCACACUGAGGAAGUUCAUCAGCCUCAUCUUCUCCAUCCUCUACUUCAAGAACCCCUUCACCGCCUGGCACUGGGUGGGUACUGCCGUUGUCUUCCUGGGCACCCUGAUUUACACGGAGGUCUGGACUAGCGUCCGCAUGGCACUGAGAGGAAAAGAAGAGCUGAAAGAGAAGAAGGCGGAGUGAUACACAGCACUGACGUAUCACUCAAUGACUGAUUUCACUUAAUUCCUUGCAUCCUCUCUCCUUGCCUCAUUCUCAAAACACAUUGGAGAACAAGGUCUAGGGAGGGACCUGAGACAUUCUCUUCCAAUAUGACUGUAAAGUAGUAGAGGAGAGAGCAUGCGAGGAAAUGUCGAAAAGAGAAAUUAAGAUAGAGCCAAUGUCACGAGAGGGCCUCUGGCAGCACUGUUGUGUGUGUGUGUGUGUGUGUACUGUAUUUGUUGUAGGUGUGCUCCUCCCUUCUCUCUCUGCUGCAGUCGCAGUGGGACCACGUCUGUUUUUAAUAGGAUCAUAAUUAUGUAUUUUUUUUGUAAGGAUUUUCCUAUUUCCUUAGAAAAGAUCGCUUCCCAAUAGGCUUCCCGCUUAACCCAUGUUUAAGGACAUCACUUAACAGUGGAGGCUGCUGAGGGGAGGACGGCUCAUAAGAAUAGCUGGAAUGGCGUGAAUGAACAGGCAUCAAACACAUGGAAACCAGACCAUUCCACUAUUUCUGUUCCAGCCAUUACCACGAGCCCGUUCUCCCCAAUUAAGGUUACACCAACCCUCUGUGCUAGACAAACACUACAGUACCUAUUGACCGAAUAAGCAAAGGCAAGCUAAAAAUAAAAAUAUAAACACAUAUAAUAAUUAUAAUAAAAAAUACAUAUUUGUCCUCUGAAGACAAAGGGAUUCAUAAAAAUUAAAAUAAGGCAAGCUAUUGUGAAACUGAAACCGUACUGUUUUGUUAAUUUUGUUUGGUGAAAACUGUUAUUUAUUUAACUAAAUAUGAGGUUGGGGAUAUUCUGAUCUGUGUGUUAAUAGUGAGUUGACAAACCACUGCAUCAACAGAUAUUGAUGGGACACAGGUGGAAAGUGUUAUGUUAAUGUAUGUGAUACUUGUUCAUGUUUUAUUUUAGGAAUAUCUCAUUAGGAAACUGUUUGUCCUAGCAAAGUAGUACUUGGCAGGACCAGUAACUUUGUCAUGAAAAACAUCAAUGUGAAAAACCAUGCCAAUGCAUUUUUAAAAAACAACAUUUUCCUACAUUCUAGAAUCAUUACACCAUCCAUUCUCUAUCUACUGAAAUUGCAUUGUAUUAUAUAGUUUCCAUAUAUUACAUUUCUCUGUACGUAUAUUAACAUAACAUGAGUCCCUGAUAAUGGGACAUACUGUACUUCUUACGUCAGUUUCCGUGAAAAUGAAGACCAAUAGAAAGGGGUCUUGUUCAAGACGCCUUUUCUCAGCCAAUAGAAAUUACCAAUAAACAUUACUCAGAAGUGGGAA